CUCUGUCACGGGUUAUUUUAGGAGGAUAGUUUCAUCGAAGCGUCACCGGUGGCCCGCGGGUGAUGGAGAGACGGACGGUAUUUAAACUGCCCAGGAGAGUUCACUGCCACACUUCAGGACCGAAGCACACAGGCGUGGAUUCAAGAUGCCAAACUGGGGAGGAGGUGCCAAGUGUGCGGCCUGCGAGAAGACGGCGUACCACGCAGAGGAGAUCCAGUGUAACGGGAGGAGCUUCCACAAGACCUGUUUCAUCUGCAUGAGCUGCAGGAAAGGGCUGGACAGCACCACGGUCGCAGCGCACGAGUCCGAGAUUUACUGCAAGUCCUGUUACGGCAAGAAAUAUGGGCCAAAAGGCUACGGAUACGGGCAAGGAGCUGGAGCUCUGAGCUCUGAUCCUCCUGGACAGAACGCAGACCUGCAGCCUCAGAGCUCCAAAGCCCAGCCAGCUGCUUCAAACUCCACUGCCAAUAAGUUUUCCCAGAAGUUUGGAAGUUCAGAUCGAUGCCCUCGCUGCUCCAAAGCCGUCUACGCAGCAGAGAAGGUGAUGGGAGCAGGGAAGCCCUGGCAUAAAACCUGUUUCCGUUGCGCCCUGUGUGGUAAAAGUCUGGAGUCGACCACAGUGACAGACAAGGAUGGAGAGAUUUACUGUAAAGUCUGCUACGCCAAAAACUUUGGCCCGAAAGGAUUUGGGCUGGGGAACGAGGCCAUGUUGGAGGAACGACAGUGAGCGCUUGUGGUCUUGUGGUCACGUCACACGGCAGCUGUUUCAGUGGAGACUCGUGUAUCAAACAGCAGGGUCGAGCAAUACUUUGAAGUCAAGAUUAUCUUGAACAUUUGGGUAAAAUUUUGCAUAAUACUUAAGUGUUGAUUUUGAGUAUGAAAUAAAAUAACUUUUGAAACCUGAAAAU
Messenger RNA from Acanthopagrus latus (yellowfin seabream), 908 nucleotides. RefSeq names its product cysteine and glycine-rich protein 3 (cardiac LIM protein) (gene csrp3). Gene Ontology annotation, biological process: sarcomere organization; cardiac muscle contraction; muscle tissue development. The transcript is spliced from 6 exons. Gene Ontology annotation, molecular function: actinin binding; structural constituent of muscle. The record is from RefSeq and is a predicted model, not a curated record. Lineage: Eukaryota; Metazoa; Chordata; Actinopteri; Spariformes; Sparidae. The coding region runs from base 146 to 727 and encodes 193 amino acids. Gene Ontology annotation, cellular component: cytoplasm; nucleus; Z disc.